CCACGGGCAUUCAACUUUAUUUUCUUUCUUCACCACCCGCACACCCACCGCCCGACGCUACCUCUAUGGAACCUGCCAAUUCAUCAUCUUUAAUACCUACCCACAUACUUACAAGUUAGCUAUCAUUUAUCUGCCAGGAUUCUCGAAGACGGAUCGACCUAAAUUUGCUCUCCAUGAUGGCUUCCAGAUUUGCACAUUCCUCCCUACACCAGCGCGACCCGCGCAGCGACCUUUUCAAGGGCUACUCUGGCUCCAGCGCAGCCGAGCGCCGCUCAGCCAACGCCAGCCCAGCCAGGUAUGGCGGUGGCGGCGGAUACGGGUACGGGGGCGGCUAUGGUGGCGGUGGCAGUUAUAACGGUAGUUCGUCAACACUGGGGGUGGAACGGGGCGGGUUUAGGCCUGCUACUCCAAAUUCGAGGGGCCAGUACAGCGACGCAGUCCUCAACGAACUCGAGAGCCAGAAUGAUGAGCAGGUGGAAGGGAUAAUGGGUAAAGUCAAGAUUUUGAAGGAUAUGACUAUAGCCAUCGGCGAUGAAAUUCGAGACUCCUCCGCCCUCGCCGAGAAGAUGAACGAAUCCUUCGACCAAACCCGCCUCCGACUCCGUGGUACCAUGAACCGAAUGCUCAUCAUGGCACAGAAGACCAAUGUCGGGUGGAGGGUGUGGCUUGCCUUCUUCGCUGCCGUGGUGUUCCUCUUUUUUUACGUGAGGUAUCUCUAGUACCCUUCCAAGGUCAAGGUUUUUCUGAACUCGGAAGAGAGAAAAAGAAAAAAAGAAAAAGAAAAAAGAUGGAGGGGCAUGUUGGUCGGCGGAGUGGUCCUCCUGCUGCUGCUGCUGCUGCUGCGUGGGGCAAAGCGAUUUGAGCAAGAUGGAUGGAAACGAGAAAAGAGACCCUAUAUGUGCAAAGGAAAGAUGGGAUAGUUUAUAUAUGGCUUCAAUGAUGGGUGAUACCAAUGGAUGAUGAGGAAAACGGAAGGUCCUAGGUCAAAGUGGCUGGCUACCUUAUGGGAUAGAAAAGGCAUGGAUAUGGGUUGCGCUUGGUAGAAUUUCGGGUGGACUUGGUUUUUGCAUGUUGGCGCCGGGGAGUUCGCGUUUGUUAAGUCGUUCGGGUAGGAUCAGGAGUCGGAU
Messenger RNA from Neurospora hispaniola, 1127 nucleotides. RefSeq lists its product as uncharacterized. Bases 174 to 719 code for a protein of 181 amino acids. Lineage: Eukaryota; Fungi; Ascomycota; Sordariomycetes; Sordariales; Sordariaceae. The transcript is spliced from 3 exons. Gene Ontology annotation, biological process: endoplasmic reticulum to Golgi vesicle-mediated transport. The record is from RefSeq and is a predicted model, not a curated record.